This is a messenger RNA of Arabidopsis arenosa, 492 nucleotides long. The record is from the annotation of a GenBank genome assembly. NCBI's taxonomy places the organism in Eukaryota, Viridiplantae, Streptophyta, Magnoliopsida, Brassicales, Brassicaceae.
AAACGGAAGACACAUUUGUAUUGUACCAAACGCAAGAUCACAAACUGCUUAUCUUCAAGCCAUGACCGAACAAUCUUGCUCAAACUUGCCGGAGACGAUUAUUAUGAACGAGGAAGAAGAAGAAGAAUUGGAUCACACGAUGCUGACGCUACAAGGAAUCGAUUUCUUGGUAGUUGACUGGGAUCAGAAGGAUUUCGCAGCCAACGUUUUGAGAAACGCUGUGUUUGGAAGCAGAGGAGCGGUUGUGGUAUGCAGAAACGGUUACCGAAGAAGCACUUCGUGUUUCAGUUGGACAAAAGCAUUUAGUGACCGGAAUGUUGUUAGAACAGUGACUCUUCCAGUUUCCGGUGGUCUAGAAAUCGCUCAUGUUGCCGCAGCAAGAAGCUCUGGGAAGAAUGAUAACAACAACAAAAGAAAAUGGAUCAAGCAUUUUGAUCAAAGAUCAGGAGAAGAACAUGUUAUUCGAAAGUAAAACAAAAAGUGUGGAAUGUU